This is a messenger RNA of Solanum lycopersicum (tomato), 1229 nucleotides long. RefSeq names its product glutamyl-tRNA reductase-binding protein, chloroplastic. NCBI's taxonomy places the organism in Eukaryota, Viridiplantae, Streptophyta, Magnoliopsida, Solanales, Solanaceae. The record is from RefSeq and is a predicted model, not a curated record.
GGGGUGGAUUAGAUUUUGGAGCAAUAGCUAAGUCAGGUGUAGCCAGACGGAUAGAAUUGGGGAGGGUCGAGGGAGUUUUUGAGUGUCAAAGAUGAAGACUCUUGUAUUAGCUCCUUCACCUCUACGCACCUUUUCCCCAUUUUCAAGCUUUCUUUACUCUAAUCUCAACAACAAUGCUACUCAUAACUACCUUCUUUCUCCUUCUCCAUCUAAAUCCUUUUCCUCACUAACCUCAACUUCUCCUCUUCUCGCCAUGGCUUCUCAGAAUGUAUCAUCUGGUGAUGAGGUUGAUAUCUUUCAGUUGAUUCAAGCUCAUCAGGAGAAGGCUGCUAGGCUAUCUCCUAUUGAAGAUGUUAGAACACUUCUUCAUUAUAGCCUCCGUGGCGUGCUUUCUACUUUCUCUCAGAAGUAUGAGGGCUAUCCUUCAGCUUCCAUGGUAGAUUUUGCAUGCGAUACGUAUGGAUCUCCAAUAUUAGCCGUUAGCAACUUGGCUGUUCACACCAAGGAUCUCCUAGCUACUUCUAGGUGCUCAUUGCUUGUUGCAAGAGAUCCUGAAGAUAGGACGGACUUAGUAAUUACAGUGCAUGGUGAUGCUGUUCCUGUACCAGAAAUAGAGAAAGAAGGUAUUCGAGCCACAUAUUUGGCUAGGCAUCCUACGGCAUUUUGGGUUGACUUUGGUGACUUCCACUUCAUGCGCAUUGAACCCAGAAUUGUACGUUAUGUAGUGGGCGUUGCAACUGCCAUAUUGGGAUCUGGAGAAUUUAGCAAAGAGGAGUUUCGAACAGCUAAAGUAGAUCCAAUAUACCAAUUUUCAAGGCCAAUCACGUCACAUAUGAAUAAAGAUCAUAUGGAGGACACCAAGCUGAUUGUGCAGCACGCAACAUCAGUUCCGGUUGACUUUGCGUACAUGUUGGAUAUAGACAGUCUUGGUUUUAAUGUCAAGGCUUGCUACAAGGACACUGAUUUGAAGCUUCGAGUUCCAUUCCCUAGACGUGCUGUAGACAGAAAGGAUGUGAAGGCACUUAUUGUUGAAAUGCUUCAGGCUGCCAGGACUUAGGCUCAUUAACUAACCAUUAUAAUUUCCCAUUCCAGCUUCAUAUUGGUGUGGUGUUCUAUAUCAUGUAAAUAUUAAACACAGCUCUGUGGAAUGCUUGUUUCACAAUGAGAUCUCAAGAUUGCUAAGCUAUAUAAAAAAUCUGAUAGCAAACCUGCAAUUUUAGUGAUCAUGA